ACUAUGUAACUGAACUAGGGCGGGUAGUGGUCUUCUGUUUUGAAUGAAGAAAGGGAGGGACUUGCUUAUCGCCACCAGUCGCAGAACCAGAACCCUCCCUCAACCACCAUCUUCUCCGUUUCAAGAAGCAAUGCAAUCUUCUUCAUCUUCAUCUUCACCUUCAUCUUCUUCAGAUCGAUAUUCCUUCAACCCAACCCUGCAAUGGAACCCUCAACUCCACCACUACUUCCUCAAAGCCUAUGGCUCCCACCGCUUCUCUCUCAUCUCCGCCGCUCUAACGCGUCCUUCUCGCUACUCCUGUAUUCGCGUAAACUCCCUCAGGUCAACAACCGACGCUGUCAUCGAGAAGCUGCGCUCGCUCGUGAACCAGCAACCGCCGUCGAACGCCGAGGAUGAGGUGGUGAACCCGUUGAAGGACUGUGACGGUUCUGCUGCUGCUCCUUUUUCCAAAUGCCGCAUUCCUGGCCUAGAUUACGUUGUGUUUGUUUGGGGUUCGGGACCGCACCGGAUUGAUUACGGCCGUGAUGCUGAUGCACCUCCCAAGGAGGUUAUUGUUAGUAGGAAGUGUGCUGAGGCUGUUCUUCGCGGCGCGCAGGUGUAUGUUCCUGGUAUAGUGGCUUGCAGUGCUCAUGUUGAGGAAGGGGAUACAGUUGCAGUUUCAGUUGCUGUAGAGCAGCAGGGUAGUAGUGGGGGAUGGAGUGCUGGUAUGACGCGUGGUACUGUUCUCCAAGGAUCACAGACAGAUCCAUAUUAUACUGAACGAAGUGGGCUUUAUAUUGGCCAAGGGGUUGCAAUAUUGUCAAGGGCUGGAAUGUUCCGAGUUCCUCAAGGAGUUGGUGUGGAUAUGAAGGAUAGAGUAUAUGACCUUCCUUCUUUUCAUAGUGUGCUUGAGGGAGACAUAUUUCUUCAGAACCUACCAAGCAUUAUUGCUGCUCAUGCUUUAGAUCCCCAAAUGGGUGAGCGAAUACUAGACAUGUGUGCUGCACCUGGAGGGAAAACAACUGCAAUCGCAAUACUUAUGAAAGAUAAAGGAGAGGUCAUUGCAACUGAUAGAUCUCAUAACAAGGUGCUGGAUAUUCAGAAAUUGGCAGCUGAACUGGGCUUGAGUUGCAUAAAAGCAUUUAGAUUAGAUGCUGUUAAAUCUGUUUGCCAAAGAAAUGAUAUUGAUACUCUUACUGAUCCCUGCUGUAAUAAUGCAAACAAUGGUGUGGCAAGUCAAGAGUUUAGUUCGCCCCAUUUGCAAGUAGAAAGAAUGCAACCCCUUGUUACAGAAAGUCUAAAAACUGAGACUCAGGAGGAAAAUGAUAACGGUGAAAAGGCAAAUGGAAGAGCUUAUCAAAGCAAAGCUGACAUCCGGAAGAACAUGCGUAGAGCGAGAAAUGGACCUGGAAGAAAUCAGUCCGUUGGUGGUCAGGUUGAUAGUUCAAAAGGUUUUUCUCCUGGCAGUUUUGAUAGAGUUCUUCUUGAUGCUCCCUGUUCUGCCCUUGGUCUAAGGCCUCGAUUAUUUGCUGGAGAGGAAACAAUUGAAUCUUUAAGAAGCCAUGCAAAAUACCAGAGAAAGAUGUUUGACCAGGCUGUUCAAUUAGCUCGGCCAGGUGGAGUAAUAGUCUAUUCCACUUGUACGAUUAAUCCUGGUGAGAAUGAGGCGUUAGUUCGAUAUGCUUUGGAUAAAUACAAAUACCUGUCAUUGGCACCACAGCACCCAAGAAUUGGAGGACCUGGUCUAGUUGGUAGCUUUGAAUUUCCUGAUGGAUAUGUAGACGAGUGGUUACGACCUGGUGAGGAAGACCUUGUUCAAAGAUUUGAUCCAUCAUCUCCCCUUGAUACAAUUGGAUUUUUCAUUGCUAAAUUUGCUGUGGGGUCUAAAGACACCUGAUUGCUAUUCGUGAGAUCCUGAAUCUAUGUUUACGUUUAGAAUUGCCUCUGAAGGAAAGCCAUCUCAGUUUUUUUGCAAACUGGCUUUUGACUUCAGUCCAAAGAGCUUCACAAAUGUUCAUCCCAAAAUAUAUCAGUGAAUUAAGGAUGGGUAUGAUCGCUCAGUUUCAUUGUUUUAGGCAAUUCACUGGUAACUUUGGGUUCUACAUUAUGGAAGAAAGGGAAACUGUUGAGGGUGCUUUUUUUUUUCUGCACCCCAAAAUAUUUUGAUUGAGAUCAUGUUAUUUAUUGUAGCUCCCAUUUUAACGAAUGCACGGAUCAGAAUUCUACAUUAUGGUUGCUCUGUUUCAUUAUUUAUUGUCAUUUUUACA
Lotus japonicus is the source of this 2246-nucleotide messenger RNA. RefSeq names its product rRNA (cytosine-C(5))-methyltransferase NOP2C. Bases 44 to 1876 code for a protein of 610 amino acids. Gene Ontology annotation, biological process: RNA methylation. Lineage: Eukaryota; Viridiplantae; Streptophyta; Magnoliopsida; Fabales; Fabaceae. The transcript is spliced from 12 exons. Gene Ontology annotation, molecular function: RNA binding; methyltransferase activity. The record is from RefSeq and is a predicted model, not a curated record.